UUUUAACCAAUAAAAAUAAAUGUAUUGCUAACACUUUCCAUAAAAAUAAAUUACAACUAUAUUGGAAAAAUCAAAGAUACUCUCAGGCGCAGCGAUUAAUUCAAAGUUUGUUAGCGAUCUGACAUCGCUUAAUGUCGAUAAAGGCUCGUGUCUGAAUUAAAGUAGUCGUCACCAUGAGAUUGAGAAAGGGAAAUAAAGUGGAGAUCCGUGGCAAUACCGAACAGCUUAGCGUGGAAUGGCGUAGUGCUCGAAUAAUUUCUGGUAAUGGGCACACCUACAGUGUCCAGUAUGACCAUUAUAGCACAACAAGCGAGGCUAGCAUAGAGAGAGUUUCAAGGAAGGCCAUCAGACCAUGCCCCCCUCUUAUUAAAGGUAUUGAGAGUUGGGCAGCUAAUGAUCAUGUGGAAGUUUGUGAUGCUGGUUCUUGGAAAGCGGCUACUGUUUUGAAAGUCAUUGGUGGAGGCUUAUACUUGGUAAAGCUGUGGGUAACUUGCAACGAGUUAAAGGUUCACAAAGUAAACAUGAGGGCACGCCAAUCUUGGCUAAAUGGUCAAUGGAUUGUCAUGCCAAAGGGAUCAGACAUGUUUGGAGUUGGGAAGUCUAGCAAGUAUUUGAAUUCAAAGAGUUACAAGGAUCAACCUGAAAAUCAGCGAACCAGAAAUAUUUUUUCUCCAGUAUUAGAUGUCAGUGGUCGUCAGGAGCCUCAUCUGUCCUCAUCUUCAACAUUGAAGAGAUUGUCCCCUUAUGGCUCCUCUCUUAUUGAGGCUUAUCCCAGAAAAGUAAGGGCUGUUGAAAAUAUGGGUGAGUGUGGAAGAUUCAAAGCUGUAACCACAGCCUCCUUCCUGCAAAAGGUAGAUGCUGUUGCUUACCCGCAAAAUAUUAUGGGUGAAAAAUGCAUGCAUACAUCCUUUACUAAUGGUACCAACCAAUAUUAUGAAACAGGAAAGGAGAAUCCUUAUAUUGUUUCAACACAUUUUCUUGAAAGAAUUGAAGAACCUGAUUAUUCUUGUAGUGAUAGUUCAGUUGGCAGUUGUAGUGUGAAAAGUAGUAAUUCUAAUAAAUUUUCCAGUGAUACCUUAUCAGGUCCUUGCCAAGAUGAAGACAUCUUUUGCAGUGAUGCAGAAUCUCUAGAUGUUGGACAUGUGGAUAAAGGAUGCUCCAUUUCUCCCGAAGAGGCUGUAGCAGAUAGAAUUCAUAGGUUAGAGUUGCAUGCCUAUCACAGUACCCUAGAAGUUAUGUAUGCUUCUGGUCCUCUAAGUUGGGAACAAGAAGAAUUAUUGACUAACCUUCGUAUUUCACUCAAUAUUUCAAAUGAUGAACAUUUGAUGGAGAUAAAGAACUUAGUUUCAGAUAUGGGAGACUUGUCUGAUUGAUUCUUUAACUACCUUCUAAUGGGCCAGUGUAGGAGGCUUGCAUGCCUUGCUUUCAAUGGCUAAAUAUGAAGCUUGGUUUGCUUCUUCUCUCUGCAAAUUAAUUGGUGGCGUCUACCAAUAAUUUUCUUACAGAGAUAAGAAAUUUCUGACCAUUGUUUUCUCACUGUCAUGUCAUGCCAGAACAUCAAUUUUUCUAAAAGCUGUUGAUGUAAUCCUCAUAUGGAAGAUCUUCUUAUGAUACAAUUCUUCAGAUAAUAAUCAUUUAUUUGCAUGCCAUGUGGAUCAUAUUUAGUGUGACUUGAAUACUUUAUCCUGUCAAUUGAAAAAUAAAAUUUAAUGCUAGGAUGUUUCAGUAUGUGUUAUAUCAGUGUAGUUAAUGGCACUGGUUAUCUGUCACAUGGCCUCCUCAUGAUGCAUCAGCAGAUGUGGUGUGUUGACAUGGCAGCAAAUCGCAGCUACAAUAGUGAUGUUGCAGCUGUUACUACGUACGGGUCUGAGUUUAUUCUUGUGUGUGAUGGGUUGUGCAAUUUGCACCUCACAUUCCUCUGUUUCCACAGGCUUGGGGAGAGGAAGUACAUGAGAAGAUGAUGCGAAGAGGUCUCACGUGUUUUCCGUAUAUGAAAUUUUUCUCAUCAAGUUGCAUCGCAAAAAAUUAAUUUUAGUCCAUGUACUCUAUGUACUCUAUUCGACUAUUCGUUUAAAUUUUGUACGUUGCCAGCGAAUAUCAAUUUAAAGUUUCUUGGCAGUUGUUUAAUC
Messenger RNA from Cajanus cajan (pigeon pea), 2129 nucleotides. The record is from RefSeq and is a predicted model, not a curated record. Lineage: Eukaryota; Viridiplantae; Streptophyta; Magnoliopsida; Fabales; Fabaceae.